UAUUUUCUAAUAAAAAAAACAAAAAGUAAAAAGCUUAGCUACUGACUUAUUCCUAAAUUUUUUUGUAUAACAAAUUUCUGUUUCCCACAUGAACAUAGAGCUAAGCCACUUAUCUACAUUAAAAUAUCUUUGAAAUACAUUUGCACCCUCAUAGUAAAAAACAAAGUUAAGCAAUCAAUACAAAAAGUCGCAAUUAGCCGGCCUGUGACCACUUGCAGCACUUCUUACACGUACUUUCCAACACUUCUACCGGCAACAAGUUAAGCAAAAACGGAAUAAAAAACAUAUUAGUUAUAAUUCAGGAUAGCAUCGAGGAAAUCGGGAAAGGCAGUCGUUAUUAUCCGAUUAUCCGAGUCCCGAAAUAUGGAAAACAUGGUCCAAACAAAAGCAUUGAAACGAUCGCGAUCGGCAGACGACGACGACACCAACAAUAAUCUGACACAGAGGAAGAUCUGGGUAAACCAAAGAAUGAGCGAUGCUCGCGAUCCUCAGAAAAUGAAGCAGGUUCACGAGAAAACAACAAAGAUGCUUUUCGACGGGGCAGCCACCAGUGGACAAGGACAGGGCCAGGGUCAGACCACCUCGAACGGACUGGGUCAAGGUCAGCAGCAGCCCGCCCUCUCUGAGCAGUACCAGCUGCUGGGCGAUGGAACCAUUCUGCUGCGAAACCUUCGAGCCGACAUGGCCAAUCCGCGCCUGGAGCGCCAGAAGUCCCGCUGCUGCCAGCGCCAAACCCUCAUCCACGACAUUUGUGUCAACUGCAGCAUGGAUCUGUGCGAGGAGUGUGGUUAUUCCUGCGGCGAGUGCUCGCAAUUUAUAUGCCGCAGUUGCGUUACCUUGUUUGGCAAUCGUCCCGAUGAAGCCGACGAUCCGCUGUGCGAUCGCUGCCAGAUGUUUUUCGCCUAGGGCUUUUCAAAGAUCGGGCCACCAAGUUAACUCCAGCCAUUUUCACAUGC
Messenger RNA from Drosophila rhopaloa, 956 nucleotides. Its product is annotated as apoptosis regulatory protein Siva-like. The record is from RefSeq and is a predicted model, not a curated record. Gene Ontology annotation, biological process: extrinsic apoptotic signaling pathway. Lineage: Eukaryota; Metazoa; Arthropoda; Insecta; Diptera; Drosophilidae. The transcript has 4 exons. The coding region runs from base 364 to 906 and encodes 180 amino acids. Gene Ontology annotation, molecular function: CD27 receptor binding.